Messenger RNA from Macrosteles quadrilineatus (aster leafhopper), 1267 nucleotides. Its product is annotated as protein Wnt-11b-2-like. NCBI's taxonomy places the organism in Eukaryota, Metazoa, Arthropoda, Insecta, Hemiptera, Cicadellidae. The transcript is spliced from 6 exons. The coding region runs from base 1 to 1173 and encodes 390 amino acids. Gene Ontology annotation, cellular component: extracellular region. The record is from RefSeq and is a predicted model, not a curated record. Gene Ontology annotation, biological process: multicellular organism development; canonical Wnt signaling pathway; neuron differentiation. Gene Ontology annotation, molecular function: frizzled binding; cytokine activity.
AUGGGCCCGCGAGGGUGCCAACACAAGGAGGUGGUCGGCUUACUGCUGGCUGCCGUGGUGGUUGUUUUGGUCAGCGAGCACACUCUGGCAAUCCGAUGGUUAGGGCUCCACUCUAGCGGUAACAUCCACUGGAACUCCAGUUCAGCGUGUCGCUCGGCCCGGAACUCCUUGCAACUCUCCCGCAGACAGACCCGCCUGUGCAGGACCUCCCCUGAGGUAUUCGCCGUGGUAGUUCGUGCGGCAUUCACUACCGUCUCGGUGUGCCAGGACGUACUACAGGAUAGAAGAUGGAACUGCUCUUCGGUCCUCCUGGCACCAAACUUCACUCCAGACCUUACAUCUGGUACACGGGAGCAGGCAUUCGUAUACGCGCUGGCGUCUGCUGCAGUCACGCAUGCAGUAGCACGAGCAUGCUCUUCAGGUCUGCUGCCGCAAUGCUCAUGCGCAUCUCCUCCCCGGGAACCUCCAAAUGGAAACUUCAAAUGGGGCGGAUGCGGUGAUAAUCUACGCUGGGCGUCACAGUUUGCAGCUAUGUUCGUGGACUCUUCAGAGAGACACACAAGUAGUUUAAGAUACAGAGAGCGAAUGAGACCCAAGUCAGCCACCACCAGAACAUCAGAAACUGACACAGAAGUCCACGGAGUCUCAGAAAGAACAACGAUGACCUCGAUCAACUUACACAACAACCAAGUUGGGAGAAGACUCGUGGAGAGCAGUGUGCAGUCGCAAUGCAAGUGUCACGGAGUCUCGGGGUCGUGCAGUAUACGAACGUGUUGGCGAGCACUGCCGUCACGACUACAAGAGAUCGCCACUCGAUUGGUCCGCAGAUACCCCCACUCUGUUGCAGUCCGAGUGGGCGGGGCUGUGGGGUGGAAACUUCUACCUGCUAGACCCUCUCCUGGUCCUCUCUACUCUCCAGACGAUCUUCUGUACCUAAACGACAGCCCUGACUACUGCCACAGAGACUAUCGUACCGGCAGCGUCGGUACACAUGGCAGAAGAUGUAACAGCUCAGUUGAGGGCUACUCCAGCUGCAACAACAUGUGUUGCGGCAGAGGUUACGAGACUCGCUGGGAGGAGAGACUGGAGAGAUGUCACUGCAAGUACUACUGGUGUUGCUACGUCAAGUGUAAAACUUGCCGGACACAGGUGCAGGUGGACUACUGCAACUAACUGCAAUGUAACACUUCAACAGUGUGAGAAUACAGUAAAGUCCUGCAAUCCCAAACCAGCUGUUCUGAACAUAGUUAAAAAAAUACAUCUUUGA